This is a messenger RNA of Prunus dulcis (almond), 2302 nucleotides long. Its product is annotated as transcription initiation factor TFIID subunit 12. Gene Ontology annotation, cellular component: SAGA complex; transcription factor TFIID complex; SLIK (SAGA-like) complex. The record is from RefSeq and is a predicted model, not a curated record. Gene Ontology annotation, molecular function: TBP-class protein binding; protein heterodimerization activity; DNA binding. NCBI's taxonomy places the organism in Eukaryota, Viridiplantae, Streptophyta, Magnoliopsida, Rosales, Rosaceae. The coding region runs from base 64 to 1875 and encodes 603 amino acids. Gene Ontology annotation, biological process: DNA-templated transcription initiation; RNA polymerase II preinitiation complex assembly. The transcript has 9 exons.
ACCAUAAUCCAAAAUCUAAAGGAACACCCAAAUUUCCCUCCUUUCAACUCCCCACAAACUGACAUGGACCAACAAAACUCCACCACAUCCUCCACAACCCCAACUCCAACUCCAACUCCCUCCACCUCUCAACAACCACCCUCUGAACCACCAACCCAAUCCCAACCGCAACCUCCACCUCAAUCUCAGCUUCCCCCACCUUCCUCAACAGCUCCUUCAACCCCAACCCCAAUUCCUCCGUCCCCAAACCCUAACCCUAACCCUAAACCCUCAACCCCAGUAACCCCACAACCCCAACCCCAACCCCAACCCCAACCCCAGUCUAGGCCUCCCUCCACAUUGGCUCGCCCCUGGCCGCAGUCCCACUUCGCCCACUUCCCAUCGCCUUCUUCUUCGGCUUCGUCUGGGCCUCCCCCUCCGCCCUCGUCCUCCGGGCCUCCCCCGCCGAGGGGCAGCAUUGCCAUUGGUGUUCCUGCGCACCACCCUAGCCCUUCUCCUCCUCAACCCGCUCCCUUCUCGUCCUCUUAUGGCCAGCAUUUUGGUGGCCUGGGCCGGGGCGGUGCCGCUGUGCCUGAACCCGUAUCCAAUUCCAGUGCUUCCCAGGUGAGACCGUCUGUGCAAGGAAUGCAAGGAAUGGCGAUGAUGGGUUCACUCGGUUCAAGUUCUCAAAUGCGGCCAGCUGGGGUUAGUGCACAACAUCCACAGAGACCUGUCCAAUCCUCUUUUAGACCACCAUCUACCGCAAGUAGUCAGUCCUUGUCUUCCCAAAAUUUCCAAGGACACAGCCUUUUACGAGUUUCUUCAGUAGGAACUCCUAGUACAUCACCAAAUACAUCUCAAGGUUUGCAGCCUCAUACUCAGCCAUGGUUGUCAUCUGGGUCACAAGGAAAGCCUCCUAUACCAUCCCCUUCAUAUAGGCAGCAUAUGAACUCACCAUCCAUGCAGCAAAGAUCACAUGUUCAGCAGCAACAGCACCAUCCCCUUCCUACUGCUUCACAGCAACAGCACCAUCCCCUUCCUACAGCUCCACAGCAACAGCACCAUCCCCUGCCUUCAGCUUCACAGCAACAGCACCAUCCCCUGCCUUCAGCUUCACCGCAACAGCACCAUCCCCUGCCUUCAGCGUCACAGCAACAGCACCAUCCCGUGCCUUCAGCUUCACAGCAACAGCACCAUCCUCUGCCUUCAGCUUCACAGCAACAGCAUACAUCACCGGCGCAGCAGCAACAACCUUCUUCGUCGCAUCAGGGACCCGAGCAUUUUGGGCAACACGUUCAACCAUCAAGGAUCCCACAAACAACCCCCCGUCAAAUUACAAGGGUCCAGAACCUGGCAAACCAGAAGUCUUCCUCUCCUGCAUCAGUACAGCCUAACACAGUCCAAUCAGGGCCCCAAAAUAAAACUGCUAGUGCAGAAACGGAUGAAUCUUGUAAUAGAAUUCUUAGCAAAAGAAGCAUCCAUGAGUUAGUUAACCAGAUUGAUCCAUCUGAGAAGUUAGAUCCAGAAGUUGAAGACAUUCUCAUGGAUAUUGCAGAUGAAUUUGUUGAGUCUAUUACAACAUUUAGUUGCUCACUAGCCAAGCAUCGAAAAUCAACUACGUUAGAAGCAAAAGACAUACUUCUACAUAUUGAAAAAAAUUGGAAUAUAACUCUUCCUGGGUUUGGUGGUGAUGAGAUUAAGGGCUUCAGGAAACCACUCACAAACGAUAUUCACAAAGAGCGUCUUUCUGUUAUAAAGAAGUCCAUAGUAGCAACUGAGACAGCAAAUGCUAGGAGUUCAACUGGACAAGCCACUGGAAAUGCAAAGGGUAGUCUUGUUAAAGCACCUGCCAACGUCAUAAGCUCCCAAAACACCAAAAUGCGUGAAGUUACUUAAUGACCUUAACUGUUGUGAGCAGAUUUAUACUAAAAAGUUGGUAGGUCACUGGCAUCGCUGAGUUCUUUCGUCUGGUGCAUGUGGCCAAAUUUUGCAGUAGAAAGUCUUACAGUUGAAUCGGAGUAAUCCUAGUGGGCCAAAGUUUUCCCCGGGGGGGUUAAGGAACUAGAAGUCUUCCUUCGGGUUACAUCAAUGAAGUUGAAAGUAUAAGUUCCACCAAGACAAACGGAUUAAUCCUGACCCUUUUGGCUCACCAAAUUGUAUAGCUCCGUCGACCAGUUGUAUGGCAAAAAUUUUAAACACGUCUGUAAAUGGGGCCAUACGUAGAAAUGUUGUUUGUGUUUUGCUUUGGCUGUAAAUGGGCAAAUCAGAGUUUUGUAUCUAUUUAUCCAUCUUUACCAAUAUUACCAUGCAUAAUACACCGAAA